Molecule: messenger RNA, 2188 nt
Organism: Hibiscus syriacus
Lineage: Eukaryota; Viridiplantae; Streptophyta; Magnoliopsida; Malvales; Malvaceae
Product: probable LRR receptor-like serine/threonine-protein kinase At1g06840
Exons: 14
Biological process (GO): protein phosphorylation
Molecular function (GO): ATP binding; protein binding; protein kinase activity
Source: RefSeq, a predicted model, not a curated record
UAGCUGAUUCAUCAGGAGCUUGACAAUGGCUUCUUGGUUGGUAAAAAGUCAACCGCAGCCAUCUCUUUCUCCAUUUUCCCUUCUCUCUCACUUCCUUUUCCCCUCAUCUUCCAACUUACCUGCUAAAACCUAACAUUUUCAUUUGAGUUUCGUUUUGUUUUUGUCAACUCGGAAAUGAUUUGCAGAGUGAGAUUCGGCGGAUGCAUAUUGGCCCUCUGCCUUGCGGCGGCUGCUUCUCCUAUUACCGUCCUUCUGAAGUUAGUGCAUUACGAGCAGUGAAGAAGCAAUUGGUUGAUCCAAUGAACAAUCUCAGAAAUUGGAGCAAAGGGGAUCCUUGCACAGCCAACUGGACUGGAAUUCUAUGUUCUAAUGAUCUUGGGGAUGAUGGGUAUUUUCAUGUUCAGGAACUUCAGCUACUGAAUAUGAAUCUCUCGGGAACUUUAGCGCCUGAACUUGGCCAACUUUCUCGUCUGAGAAUACUAGAUUUCAUGUGGAAUGAAUUGACUGGCACUAUACCAAAGGAGAUAGGACAUAUCUCUCCCUUAAGACUCCUACUCUUGAAUGGCAACAAUCUAAAAUCUUACUUUGGGAUUAACUGUUUUCUACAUUUCUGCAGUCAGCUUGAUAACAAUGACUUCAGUGGAUCUGUUAUUCCAGCUUCAUAUGGAAACUUUUCGAGAUUAGUGAAAUUAAGCCUCGGGAGUUGCAGCUUGCAGGGUGAUGUUCCUGAUCUUAGCAGGAUACAAAACCCUACCUAUCUGGAUCUUAGCCAGAAUCAUCUUACUGGACCCCUACCAACAAAUAAACUUUCAGAUCACAUGACAACCAUUGAUCUUUCAGAUAACCAGCUAAACGGAACAAUCCCUGCAAAUUUCUCUGACCUUCCUUCACUUCAGACUCUAUGUCUCGAGAAUAAUUUUCUGACAGGUCCCGUUCUUACCGGCAUUUGGCAGAACAUGGCCUUCAGUACUAGUGCUAGACUUAAGCUAGAUCUUAGAAACAAUUCAUUCUCAAGUAUUCAAGGACAUCUAAAUCCUCCGGUGAAUGUUACCUUGAGGCUUGCAGGCAAUCCUGUCUGCAAAAAUGCAAACUUGUUGAAUGUAAGCCUGUUCUGUGGAUCUGAAUCUGGAGAGAAUGAGAUGCUUACAAACUUAAAUAACACAACAGCGAAUUGCCCAAUUCAAGCAUGCCCAAGAGACAAUUACUAUGAAUAUGUCCCAGCAUCUCCUCUGCCUUGUUUCUGUGCAGCACCUCUCAGUAUUGGAUAUCGUCCGAAGAGCCCUAGUUUUUCUUAUUUUCCUCCUUACAUCCAGCCUUUUGAGGUGUACUCGACUCGUUCUUUGAACUUAAGCCAAUAUCAACUGUCAAUUGAUACAUAUUUGUGGGAGAAUGGACGCCUAAGGAUGUACUUGAAGAUUUUUCCUAGCAUCAAUAAUAACCAGUCCAGUACUUUUAAUGUUAGCGAAGUUCAGAGAAUCAGAUGGAGAUAUAUGUCAUGGACUUUUCCCGGUAGCAACUUGUUUGGACCCUAAUAGUUGCUCAGUUUCACUCUACUUGGACCUUAUGCAGAUAUUAAGUUUGAGGAGAACACUAAGGGUAUUAGAAAGGGUAUUUUAGUAGCCGUUGUGGUUGCGGGUGCUGCCUGUGCAGUUGCAGUGUCUGCUAUCGUGGCAAUUUUAAUAACAAGAAGAAAAGCUGGACAACGUCGAGCAAUGUCAAGAAAACGUUUGUCUUCAGCGGUUUCUAUGAAAUUUGAUGGGGUGAAAGACUUCACAUUUAAACAAAUGGCACUGGCUACUGACAACUUUAACAGCUCAAGUCAAGUUGGACAAGGAGGAUAUGGAAAAGUGUACAAAGGCACUUUACCUGACAAAACGGUUGUAGCCAUAAAACGUGCAGAAGAAGGAUCUUUGCAGGGACAAAGAGAAUUUCUUACAGGGAUAAAGCUUUUGUCAAGGCUGCAUCACCGAAACCUAGUUUCAUUGGUUGGAUAUUGUGAAGAAGGGGAACAGGUACAUUUUUGUGGUCAUUAUCAUUAUGUACCUGUAUUAAGUCAAUUACAUGAGUGGGUUGGGCUGUGCAUGUGCAUUUCUCUGUGUCCUUAUGGUGUGGAUUUUAAACCUCUAAGAAGUAUAUUAAUUAGUUUUAGCUGCAUAAGGUGAUACGCGAUCUUGUUCCGCUGGAAGGU